This is a messenger RNA of Debaryomyces fabryi, 2367 nucleotides long. RefSeq lists its product as uncharacterized. The transcript has a single exon. NCBI's taxonomy places the organism in Eukaryota, Fungi, Ascomycota, Pichiomycetes, Serinales, Debaryomycetaceae. Bases 1 to 2367 code for a protein of 788 amino acids. The record is from RefSeq and is a predicted model, not a curated record.
AUGGAACCAAAAUUACAAACGUUACCGCAAUACUUUAAGACGGAAACCUCACCAAUGAUUCAACAUUCGGCAUUUCCACCGUUUAAAAUCGAGCAUAGAUACAGAGGAGUUUAUGAGAGGGCAGGGUUUGAUGUUAAUUUGAAAGGGGAUUCACCGACAUCGGAGAUGAGAUCCAUGAAAUCUCCUACGAUGCUGAGAUUUCCUCAGUCUUCGAAUGGGGUGAAGUCUUCUAAUUCUAGUGCACAUUCUGUUGGUGGUUCAAUGAAAAAUGACUAUGUGGUUCCUGGUUCAGCGAAAACAACCAAAUCGUUUGGCGAGCUUCAAAAGCGGACACCAUACCCUGUUUAUGAAAAUAGAGCACAUUCUGAAUCAGAACCAAACACCAGCAAUCUCUCACCCGUAUCUCCUGAUGGAAAAUCUCCAUCAUCCAUCAGGUUUCACGAGGUGCCCCAAAAUGCUAGAUCUGUAAAUCCUGAAAUCCCGGUGGUCCAAAUUCAACAUUGUGAUACAGCAGAGAAUACAGAAUUGCCACCGCCUAGUAAUAAUGGCUUUACAUUUAUGCCUUCAUCGACUCAAAAUAAAAACCUAAAGAAUUUAUCACUUAAUUUGAAUGAUUCGCAGUCCAGCAAAAAUGAUAAUUCACAGGUUAACGAAAAUGACGACGAUUCAAUUGAGACCGAGUCCUACGAUACUACUAGUGAAACAUCUUUUAAUAAUCACUAUAAUCAGAUCAAUGAUGUCGGGUCUAAGCGUUCAAGUCAGUCAAGUAUAAAGACUACUGAAUUAAUAACCUCUUCACUGAUGCAGCCGGGUUAUGGGUUACCAUCACCACCUCCAACCUCGAAAAGUUCUGAAUUGCAAACUGACGACUCCUUGAUUAAGAAGCAAAGAUUAUCCUCAGCUUUAAAUGAGUUUAGGAAAGACAUUGAAGAUCAUAAAAAUUACGUACCAAAAACUCCAUCAGUACCAAAUACCCCAACGUUUGGAGAAGCGCCUCAAUUACCAACGUCAUUACCACCAAAUAAGGCAUUUGGCCAAAUUGAUGUUACUCAAAAUUCAAGUAGAUUCUCGUACAAUCAGAAUUAUGUGAAUAGCGCUAAUGAUGUUUCAUUGACGAAGAAUAUAUCCCUGGACCAGAAUAUUGAUCCAUCCAAUCAGUUUCAAGAUUUUAGAAAUCAACAACUAGCUGCAGAUACUCAAUUAAAUGAUGAAUAUCAAAAUUUCUUACAAUCAGGCAACAAAAGUCAACCUAGAGCAAGUCAAGUAUCUAUGGUCAGCUCAAUUUUAUCUAAAGAUUCAGAUUACGAAAUGGAUGGUGGUGCCGACGAAGAAAUGGAACGCCAGUUACAUGCUUUGAAAAUGGGUGAAAACUACGACGACAGUACAGUAAAUGAAGCUGUUAGCAGUGACAUACAACACCAGAAAGCAGAUUCGAAUGACAAUAUAGAUAUUUCUUCAUCUUGGGAUACUAUUCCAAAGCGAAAGUCUAAUGUCAUAACAGCAGCUAUUCCUACAAUCAAUAUUCAAAACAUAGAUGAGGAUGAUUCCCCAGUAAGUGCUAACAAUUCUUUUGAAAAUAAUGACACUCAAGAUUGUACAUGGGAAUCAAUAAAGCCAUUAUCAAUAAAUAAUUCUGAAAAAGAGCAGUCAAAUGGAGCUUCUCAUAAUGGAGUUAUUGAAAAAGAAAUUAAUGUUGAUGAUUCUAAUGAUGGUAUUGAAGUGAAACCUUUAUCACCCAAGAACCACCUUGUGGAAGAAGAGUUGAGAGAUAUGAAUUUUGCAGUGCAGGAAGUACCAAAUUCUGGUCAAAAGAAUUACAAUAACGAGAGAGAAAUUCAAGACCAUUCUUUCAAAUAUCCAUCUGGUAAAGGUCCAUGCCGUGUAUGUCAAAAAGAAAUAUCUCCGAUUAGUAAAGGACCUCAAAAAUCUGUUUUUUCUAAGACUGGAGAGUUGUCUGGUCAAUGGCACAGAUCAUGUUUUACAUGUGCCUAUGCUGGAUGUACAGUCAAAUUCAGUAAAUCUAUACAAUGUUAUGUUUAUGAUGAUAAUGCAUUUUGCCAUAACCAUUAUCACGAAUUGAACGAUACAUUGUGUCAAUACUGUUCAAAAGGAAUUGAAGGGGAAUGUGUCGAGAAUGAAUUAUAUCAAAAGUGGCAUUUGCAUUGUUUAACAUGUCAUCAAUGUAAAUGUCAAAUAAAUAAGGAUUAUUAUUUAAUUAAUGGGGCAUGCUAUUGUGAAGAAGAUGCCUUGAAAAUCAUUAAAGGAGGCAGCUCAUACGAAGAUCUGAGCGGCAACUUGAAAACAGGUGGAUUAACGACAUCGGACAAGGUGGAGAAAAGGAGAACACGGAUUAUGUAUGUAGAAUAA